AUGGAUCCGGCGUCCAACGCUCAUGGCACCCAUAAGGAGGGGCCGCCGGCAGGCGUCAUCAAGGCCGCUGGCCCUACCACCGACCGCAGCCAGGAGAAACCGUCUGAUCUGCCAGUCAACCCCUCUCCUCGUCCUGCCCGCCUGGCCUCGCCGGCUUCCUCUUGCCGUGGCGGAGCCGCCGCCACCCCACCGCGCCAGGCUCUCCCCGCUGGCGUUGCUGGCCGCUCCGUAAAGUCAAUCGUGGAAUGGCUCGAGGGCCCCAAGCAGCCCGACUCGCCCCCGACGACCAGCGUCGCGUCCGGCCCGGGACGCAAGGCCACGUCAGCUGCGUCGGUGGCGUCGGCGCCCCUUGAUCAGCCCCUUGAUCAGCCCCUUGAUCACCACCGGCCUGCCGACCAGAGCAUUGCCCGCGCCGAAGACGUCGAAGACUAUUCGUUGACGUACCUCAACUAUAGAGGCUUUUACCUUGAGGCGCCACUUGCGAGGUGCCUCGACGGGGUGGACAAGGAUCUGUCCAAGAAGCCUCUCGAGGAUGUCUUCAAAGAUGCCGAGAAGAGGACUGCCUCUGGGCGCACGGUUGUCAAUGUGACCAGUCCCACGCCAUCGUCCUCGGCUGCUGCAAAGGAAAAGACGUCGACGAGUAUCGGGGAAGACGCCGACGCUUCCAAGCAAGCAGCUGUCCCGGACAAAGAGUCGGCUAACGUUGGUCAUGCAAAGGUUCCGCAAGUCACCGCCGCUGGCAGCGCAGGAGCAGCAGCAGGCCCCGCCGAGCCAGGAGGCAGUGACAUUGCAGACGCAAAGAAGGCCACCGACGGCCCCACGGGUAGGAUCGCCGCUGCCGGGAAUCAAGUGUCGGCGGCAGCACCUGCAGCAGGCGGCGAGGUUCAAGAGUUUAUCCAGCGAGAUCCGCAGGAGGUUGAGGCCUUCUAG
Hirsutella rhossiliensis is the source of this 930-nucleotide messenger RNA. RefSeq lists its product as uncharacterized. Bases 1 to 930 code for a protein of 309 amino acids. NCBI's taxonomy places the organism in Eukaryota, Fungi, Ascomycota, Sordariomycetes, Hypocreales, Ophiocordycipitaceae. The record is from RefSeq and is a predicted model, not a curated record. The transcript has a single exon.